Molecule: messenger RNA, 4395 nt
Organism: Thermothelomyces thermophilus ATCC 42464
Lineage: Eukaryota; Fungi; Ascomycota; Sordariomycetes; Sordariales; Chaetomiaceae
Exons: 1
Coding region: 252-4172 (1306 amino acids)
Biological process (GO): regulation of GTPase activity
Source: RefSeq, a predicted model, not a curated record
UGCUAUGGUUGCCCAGCGGUGGCUGUGUGGGAUUUUGGACAAUCGAGUGGGAUCGUGAACCGUGGCCAAGCGGGUUUGACCACCCGAAAGGAGCGACGAGACAGAGCUCGCGGAUACGGCAGCGCGCAUAUGUGCCGUCUUGUGGCCUCCAUCCCCUCUACGGGUCAUUGUCCCUCUACUGGCCGCCGCCGCAGUCCUGCCAUCUGCGCAUGCCUGGAGAACGAAGGCUGACGAGUCCGCUCCCCGUCGCCAUGGACGGGAGAUCCUACUCCCAAGGGAGCAGUCCCCAUGGCGUGAUCGCUCCUCCUUUGUCCGAGAGGCCUGGGCGCACGUCCGUACUUCCUCCGCUCUCCGAAGUGCCAUCGCCACGCGACACAGAGAGACCCUCGGCCAGUACUCUGCGGGGUGCCUUGCGACAAACAGUGAGGGCGGUAACUCCCGAGCCGGCCGAGGCCUCCCUCGAUGGGCUGGACGGUGCUGCAGGCGACCCAUCACGGGUUCCCCGCGGUUUCGGCUCCAUGUCGCCGCAAACGUCGCCAAGGACCAUACCCGCAAACAACGCCAACGCCAAUGCCAACUUGCCGAGUAGGCGACAGGGAGUCGUGUUCCAGGACUCGUUUUCCAGCGCCAUCGAGGGUACCUCAGCGAGCCCACCUCUCCGAUCGGCCUCGAUCCGGCCGAGAACGCACACGAUGGACGGCGCAUUUCGCCAACAGCUUGCCCCGGCCCUUGAGACGCGCAAUCGGAUGGGCUCAUUUUCAUCAGCAACUUCUCUCACCGUGACCGACGACCUGAAGAUCCCGUCGUUCCAGUCUCCCAUCGACUCGUAUAGGCAUGUCGAUCCCCAGCAGCAUUCGGCGCUGCCUUCCUCCAAAGACAAGAAGGCCUCCGGAGCCAGGAGCCGCCUGACGAAGCGGCCGACGUCGCGUCCAAGCUCGCCUCUCUCGUCUCUCCCACCAUCUGUUGACUCCCUUCCUCUCCCGAUCCCGACGACGGAUGCCAACAAGGUCCUGCUUCUCAUGAAGAACCUCUGCGGCCGCAUGCGGGGUGAGGUCGAGUAUCAGAAGGAAGCCGGCGGCCCCUGGGUGAGCGGCAUGUGCUACAUCGAAGAGGAGAGAGGCAGUUUGAUGUUUGACUCGGGCGACAGCGGCUCCUUCCAUAUCGCUCUCAUUCCCGAUCUUCGAGGCUGUCGCGUGGUUCCGGUGGAGCGUCCCGACAGGGAUGCUCACUGCCUCGAAGUCGCCAAUACUCAGCUUGGCAUCACGCUCUUCCUACGGCCGGUGGUGGCUGAGGAGCUGGAACCAUGGCUGGCUGCAUUGCUUUGCUGGCAGCAGCUACGGCCUGCUGCUGCGGCGAAACCUCAGACCGCUCGUUCCGGCAAUGUUGCCGGCCCGGCCUCCAGGACAGAGAUGAAAUGCCGCGUUUCGUCGCCCGGCCUUCGAGAACCGGCCGUCAUCAAAGUCGGCAAGGUCAUGCUCUGGGACAAGGGUGCGGCCGUAUCGCCCCGCGCUAUCGUCAGGCGGCCAUCCACCCGCGAUCUACGAUCUUCCCAGACAUGUUGGAGGAGAGUGUCGUGUAUCCUGCACGACAAUGGCGAGCUCAAGAUCAUGACGGAAAACGACGUGGCUGUUUUGUCUGUGAUUGAGCUCUCGCAGCUCGCAAGGUCUGCCAUCCAGCAGCUCGACAGGUCCGUCUUGGACGAGGAUUACUGCCUGGCCAUCUUUCCCAGCUACUCAUCGACAUCGACCCAGCUCUCCAUCUUCAGGCCUGUAUACAUCGCCCUGGAGAGCAGGGUGUUGUUCGAGGUCUGGUUUGUGUUGUUGCGCGCCUUCACGACUCCGGAUCUUUAUACCUUGGACAUCGAAAAAGGAGGGAGAGUUUCAGAAUUGACCGAUCCCCAGCAAGAACCGACAGGAGAGGUAUUCCGGGUGGAGAAGACAAUCUUCCUCAGAGUCACCGAAGCCAGGUUACGGGGCAUGACUUGGACUGCGGAAGGAGGUCACGGAGAUCGUCAAGGAAGAGGGUCACACUCUGACCAGCUGGUUGGCAACUAUCUGGCCGAAGUGAUUCUUGAUGGAGAAGUCCGCGCAAGAACUUCGACCAAGAUGGACACCAAAUACCCGUUCUGGCGCGAGGACUGUGUGUUUACGGACCUACCAGUCUCUCCACCCGACCUUUCGGUUCUCCUAAAGCGGGUAGAGGACAAUACCGAGAGCUUCGCCCAUCAAAUCCAAGCAACUCUGGGUCUAGCGAGGACGGCUAACAUGACAGAAGUCCUCUGCGGCUCUGUCGAUAUACCCCUCCAUCAACUCGACAAUGGGAAGGAUCACGAACAAUGGCUCCAAAUCUGCGACGAUAAGCAGCAACCCAUCGGUUCCAUGCUUGUCAAGGUUCACCACGAAGAACUCGUGGUCCUUCUCCAGCAAAACUAUCAGCCGCUCUCAGAUCUCCUUCACCGUUUCAGCCCCGGCCUCAUAGCCCAGAUCACCGAGGCGCUCCCUGGCAGUUUGCGUCGGGUCGCAGAGAUUUUUGUCAACAUCUUCCAGGCCUCAGGGAAGGCCAAUGAAUGGUUCAUGAACAUGGUUGAGGAAGAAAUUGAUGGGAUCGGAGCCAAAACACCAAUGAAGAAGGGACGGUUCAGCGGGCGCCUCAAGUCCGACGACUCGAUCGAGUCAAAUGUUGACAGAGAACAGGUUGUGCGCGACCUGAGCAGGUCACUCCAGGGCGAGGCCAAUCUGCUCUUCAGGGGCAAUUCGCUGCUGACGCAAGCCUUGGAGUUCCACAUGCGCCGCCUCGGAAGGGAGUACUUGAGCGAGACGCUUGCGGACAGGAUCCUCGAGAUCAACGAGAGCGACUGUAGUUGCGAAGUGGACCCGAGCAAGCUGCAGCACGGCGAGGACAUUCAGCAGCAUUGGGAUCAACUGAUUCAGUUCACCACUGAUAUCUGGAACAGCAUCGUCACGUCCGCUAGCCGUCUGCCUCCCGAGUUGAGGCAUAUUCUCAAGUACAUUCGGGCUGUUGCCGAGGAUCGUUACGGCGACUUCCUUCGCACCGUCACGUACACGUCUGUCUCGGGAUUCCUCUUCCUCCGCUUUCUCUGCCCGGCUAUCCUGAACCCGAAGCUGUUUGGGCUGUUGCGUGACCACCCUCGGCCCCGCGCCCAGAGGACCCUCACCCUCAUCGCCAAGUCCCUGCAAGCACUCGCCAAUCUGACAACCAUCGGCAAAAAGGAGACGUGGAUGCAGCCUAUGAAUCGGUUCCUCACGGCGCAGAGACAAUCCUUCAAGGACUUCCUUGACGAUGUGUGCGCCAUUCCGGCAGAGCGUACCGCAGCCCCGCCGCCGGCAUCCUACUCCACACCCACCACCAUCAUGGGCCGUCUGUCGCCGAUGGCGCGCGAGGGGUUCCCCUCGCUUCCUUACCUCAUCGAUCAGGGGCGCUGCUUCGCCGCGCUCGUAAAACUCUGGGCGGACGCCCACCCAGUUUCGGCCAGCGAAUCCCAAAUCUACGAAGGCGACCUGCUUACCUUUCACAACCUCUGCAUCGACCUCCACCAGCGUGCAAUGGACUGCCUUGCCGGUAUCGAGGCGCUUCGGUCUGCAGACACGGCCAGCCAACCGGCAGAGGACCAGGCGGCGCUGUCCGAUGUGAUGGAUCGCAUCAGCAUCGGCGAUAUGCUCAAUCUGUCCUCCUACGGCCCCGAUAGCACGGCAGUCUGGGCCGAGAGCGAAGCCCGCGCCCCCGGGUCAUCGGGCAGCGAGAUGGACGCGUCCGGCGCGAGCCCUCCAUUUGGGACGAUCAGCAUCAGCAGGGACACCCGACACGGCAGCUUCAGCCGCGACUUGAGUUCGAAUUCUCUGCGCCAGAUGCUGCGGAGUAGCGAGGCGUGCCCCAAUCCGGGGAUCAACCUGGGUAGCGAUGGCGGGAACGGCGGUGGGACUGUGCGUAGUUUGCGCAACGGAAUCCACCCGCGGAAGUUUUUCAGCGGCUUCAUUCGCAAGACCCGGACGACGUUGCCCGACUUGCCAGUGCCACCAGAACCACCGGCGUGUGCAAAUCUACGGGAAGGCGAAGGUGACCGAGAUGGGGACGCUGAUACCGCCAAAGACGGCAGGGGCUGGGAGAGGACCAAGGAGAGAGAAGAGAGGGAAAAGGAGGGGGAACUUGAAUAAGACUCCGCUGGUCUUCCAGAACCAAGGCACGCAGGCAGGGUUCUGCGUGAUUCCAUGUAUGUGCAACGGCGGGGCUAUCGUUUGCGAAUUGUGGUGUGUUAUCGGUACCGACUCAUCAGGAGCCUGCGGGUCCGGAGUUUCACGGUUGAUGAGAGCAAGCCAGCUCUGUGUCCGUUGAUUUGUAUUGGGUAGCAUAUAUUGUGAAAGGGGGAGGGGUGGGAAG